AUGGCUGUAGGCAAGAACCUAAAGUGGAGUCCCGGACAAGAACCUAGAAGGGAAGAAAGAAAAUUAUUUCCCCUCCCCUACAAAACUAAAGAGAAAAGGCUAGUGGUCAAAUUGAAGAUCCAAAAGCAAGUACUGUUAAUUCUAGGCAAUAACCCAGAAGACAACCACCAGGAUCAUGCCAAGAUCAUCCUGAAGCCAGCUUUGAUGCCUAAAAUUCCCCUCAAAAAGAAGAACGACCAGCUAACGCUAUAUUUUGAGCUUAUUGUCUUAUUACUGAUAAGUUCCCAGAUUUGUCAGAAUUAUUCCACCAAAGUGGAGGCCACUGUCAAUUGCCUGGUCAAUAGGCCUCUGCAAGCCUCCUACACCUACCUCUCUCUGGGCUUCUAUUUCCACUGUGAUGAUGUGGCUCUGGAGGGCAUGAGCUCCCUUUUCCAAGAAUUGUCUGAGGAGAAGCACGUAGGCGCCAAGAAUUUCUUGAAAAUGCAAAACCAGUGCUGCGGCCAUACCCUCUUCCAGGACAUGCAUAAGCCAUGUCAAGAUGAGUGGGGUAAAAGCCAGAACGCUGUGGAAGCCGCCAUUCUCAUGGAGAAGAACCUGAACCAGGCCAUUUUGGAUCUACAUGCUCUGGGUUUUGCCCACACAGAUUCCCAGCUCUCUGAUUUCUUGGAGAACUGCUUCCUGGAUGAGCAGGUGAAACUCAUUCAGAAGAUCCAGGCUGGGCUUGGCCAGUAUCUAUUUGAAAGGCUCACCCUGAAGCACAACUAGGAACUUCUGGAGCCCAGUGGUCUUUGAGGAGCCCUUCUGGUGUCAGAGCUUCUGCCAGAAGCCCCUGUUUACAGUCACAUGACAGCUUUUUAAUCACUCUGGGGCCCAGUUCCAAGCCUUGGACCAAAUGGAAACAAGCAAACUUUUUGUAGGAAAAAAAAGGAAUUUCUCUGUUAUAUAUUGAUGGAUAAUUUCUGUUUUAAGUUUCUCAUCCAAAGUUGCUUUACAUCAAUUUAUCAUUUUCAGGACUAGAUAGAAUGGAUCUCAAAUUUAGUCCUUAAAUAUUCUCAGCUUUCAAGUUUGAAUAAUGUUAUGUAUGCCAGGCUAUGAGGAGCCUAUGUGGCCAUACCAGACCAUCAGGAUCACUACACAGGUGCUGAAGGUUUAGUGUUUCUUGAACUUUGUUCUGCUGAUUGAAUACCAGAAUCACUGUUAAAUAGCAUAUUCUUGGGCUCUGAGACCUAUUGAGCCAGAAUUUCUUAGGAUUGGUGGCCAACAGUUGGAAAUUUUAAUAAUUUUUCCCAGGAGACUCAUGCAUCCUUAAAUUUGAGAACCACUGCCUAAUGCUGUGUCAUAGUUUGGCAAUUUUCAUGGUGGUGGGGAGAGAGGGCAGUGAUAUCUAAAUAAGUAGAAGCAUGUUGACAACUGGAGUGAAAAUGAGAUAGGAAGGAAGGGCACAGGGCACAACAUUAAAAGAAUGACACAAACAUUAAGACAACAAGAUGCCACAAAAAUCAGUUUAAACUACUAGACCCAAGAUCUGACUUCCAGUGCACCUCAAUCCUCACUAUAUGCUCAUUACAGUAUGUUAGCAUGCUAAGUAACACACACACAAAUGCUAUGACAGUUCUUAGCCCAAUUAUAAAAGGUCAAAAAGUGGGUGGUACCCCACUCCCAGAAAUCCCCACUCCCUUCCCAAAGGUAGUUAUACUAUUCUUCCCACUUUUUAGUCUUUAAAUUUCCUAGCCCAUGAAAACUAAUCAUCCCAAACCUCAGGAUGCUCUCUGAGGUUUGGAGUGAUUCACCUUCUGAGGUGACCCACACACUGUGGAGUGUGCAUCUCUCUCAGUAAACCUACCUUCACUUCACUAAGUCUUGCCCUUGAAUUCUUUCCUGCAAGGAUCCAAGGACCCUCAUUGGGCAGCCUGUCUCCAGGACUCAUAAGGGAACGGGGACAUGACAUUCCUUUUAUGUCCAAUUUUGCCUACAACAAAAUACUUUGCUUGAAAUAUAGACUAUUGUAGAGUUGGCCACCUGCAUGUGAAUCAAGAAAGAUAUAUUCUGGUAGGCAGAAUUCUAAGAUGAUUCCCAAGAUGCCCACUCCCUGGGGUACUUAGCCUGUGUAAUCCCUAAUAUUGUGAAUAUGAUGAAUUUCACUCCCAUUAUUAAGUUAUAUUAGAUGAGACAGUUGAUUUUAAGAAAGAGAAAUCAUGCUAGGUGAGCCAUACCUAAAAAGGAGAGCCCUUAAAAGAGACUGGGCUCUUCCUCAAAUUUGUGGCUCAGCACCUGAGAGACUUGACAAGAUUUCCUAUUGCUGGAUUUUCAGGAAAGGGGUCAUAUGGCAAGGUAUGCUGGCAGUCUCUAGGAGCAAAGAGAACCCCCCACAUGACAGCCAGCAAAGAAACAGGGACUGCAGUCUUACAACCACCACAAGAAGCUGCAUUUAGUCAACAAGCUUAAUGAAAAUGGAAACAAAUAUCCUCCCAGUCUCCAAAUGAGAAUACAGUUAGCCAAGAUCUCGAUUUCAGCUCGGCAAGACCCUGAAGAGAGAAUUAAGUCAUUCCACGCCUGAAUUUCUGAACUAAAAAACUGUGGGGUUAAAAAAAAAGGGGGGGUGUUAUUUUAUGCUCUUAAAUGUAUGGCAAUUUGUUUCACAACAAUAGAAAACUAAUCCACGUUCAUUUGUGCAAAAGUGGCCCUGGCCUGUAGAAACAGGUAUCAUCUGAACCCAGCCACUAUUAUGUACACUUUGACUUCAUUGAACCUUGCAUAUAAAUGAGAUUGGUGCUAUGUAACAGCAGAUUUUACAUAUCAGAGUUAGGAUUAUAGAAUCACCAAGAUCCGCUAUGUGCAGGUUAAAAAGAUUCAUUAAGAAAUUAUUGGUUGGUGAAUUCCUCUUCUGGCUCAGUUGUAAAAAACCCGACUAGUAUCCAUGAGGACAUAGGUUCAAUCCUUGGCCUGGCAAUGUGGAUUAAGGAU
Sus scrofa (pig) is the source of this 2964-nucleotide messenger RNA. The record is from RefSeq and is a predicted model, not a curated record. NCBI's taxonomy places the organism in Eukaryota, Metazoa, Chordata, Mammalia, Artiodactyla, Suidae.